Penicillium brevicompactum is the source of this 903-nucleotide messenger RNA. Its product is annotated as endonuclease III domain-containing protein. The transcript has a single exon. NCBI's taxonomy places the organism in Eukaryota, Fungi, Ascomycota, Eurotiomycetes, Eurotiales, Aspergillaceae. Gene Ontology annotation, molecular function: catalytic activity. The record is from RefSeq and is a predicted model, not a curated record. Bases 1 to 903 code for a protein of 300 amino acids. Gene Ontology annotation, biological process: base-excision repair.
AUGGCCCGUGUGUUAAGACAGCAGAAACCUCGCACUCAGGGCCCUAAGUCCGCUCGGGCCAGUCAAGCCACAACUCUCGCUGUGAAGCCGAAGACAAAACCUGAAAAGAAAUGGAAUCAAUACAACCAAUUUGCAACUCGCUCCCCUUUCCCCGACUUCCACCGUCCACUCGUCCAGGAUUGCAGAGAGGCCCACCGCAUUCUGACAGCCGCGCAUGGAGAUCGUGAUCCGACCGCUACAAACGCGAUGAAUGCCGAUGGACUAGAUCGUCCCAGCGUGUUUGCAGACCCAUUGGAUGGGCUCGUUUACGGCAUACUUUGCCAGGCCACCAACGAGCUGAAUGCUAUCCGACAAGUCCGAAGCAUGACAACCGAAUACGGGUCAUGGACAAAUUACGACAAGAUUGUGAAUGGUGGUGAAAUCAGACUUCAACGGGCAUUAGCCUGCGGUGGUCUUCAUCUCAGAAAAUCCAAAUUUAUCAUGUCUAUCUUGGAUCAAGUUAAAGCCAGACACCAUUCUUACACUCUCAACCAUCUCUGGUCCCUGGAAGACGACAAAGUCAUGGAAGAAUUUUUGAGUUUCAAUGGGGUUGGGCCCAAGACGGCUAGCUGUGUCCUUGCCUUAACCCUCAACAGAGACAAGUUUGUGGUAGACACACACAUCUAUCGCAUCACUGGCUUUCUGGGAUGGAGGCCGAUGCAUGCUACAGCAGAUCAGGCUCGUGCGCACCUUGAAACUAAGAUUCCCGACGAUCUCAAAUACAGUUUGCAUCUCUUGUUUAUCACGCACGGCCGAGAGUGUCCAGCAUGCAAGGCUGGAGCGAAAUCCACAGCCCAUUGUGAUCUUCGACGCGCACUGUGCGACCCGGCCUUAUCGAAGGAUGAGAAGCCUCACACCAUAUGA